GGCGUGUACGGGAACUGAAUAUUCGCGAAUAUAUUCGCAAUUAAAUAUAAAAGUAAACAUAUAAAUAAGAGAAUGAUGUAUAUAAUAUAAAAUAUAUAUCUAAAAAUAUUUGUAUAUCAUUUAAAAUAAUUUAAAAAAACCCGGUAUGGACCUGGCAGAAACAAUGAAAAAUAUUGUCGCUAAAGGAAUGCAAACAGAGAUGGGUCCGCCAACAGGAACUGGAGGUGCUGGAGGUGGAGGUGCUGGCUCUGGAUAUCCACAAAAUUCAGCCAGCGGUGCUGGUUACAUUACUGAAAAAAUGUACAUGUUACUGCAGUUGUAUUUACAAAACAAAGGAUGGAAUCCGAGUAUUGAACUGCUCCAAUGUUUUACGGAAUUGAAAGAGGCUUCAAUGUUACCUAGUGCUGCAUAUUUACAGAUGAUGGCAUCCAGAGUAGCAUUAGACGCCCACGGACGUCUAAUUUUACGUGAAAACGGUAAAAUAAUUCUUCCAUAUGAGCAUUUCGCGAACGCGGUUAUGCUGAAACACAUGAACGGGCCUACGGGAUUGCAUUUGGGUCUUGAAGGGACUGUCAGAGCUGUAAUGGAAUCCUACACAAUUGGACGAGAGUGUUUUGGAAUGGAGAAAGAGUUUAUUAUUGAGGUGGUGCAGAAUUGUCCGAACCCGGCCUGCCGUUACUACAAGAACCAGCUGGAGCUGACCCAGAAGAUGGGUCACAUGGCGCCGACUUACAUUCAAGACAACGAAGCAACCGCGUCGUUGUUGAGGUCCAGUUUCUCUCACAACUCGGACUUUGGUAUGAGCAACUCGCAGUCUAACAGCAGCCACAUGGCCGCGGUUGCCGCAGCGGCGGGUUCUUCUUCGGGCGAGCUGUCGGAAAUGCAGCAGAGAAAUAGCAGUCAGAUGAACCAUCAGCAGCGACCGCCCAGUCGCCCCUCGCUUAAUAUUCCCCACAGACCGGCUUCUUCCCAGGAACGCAAGCAGUCCAUUGGGAAACAUCACUACGAGUCUAUAAUGGCGAACAACAAUGCCGCUGCUGUUGCCGCCGCUGCGAUGAAUGAUCACAAGCUCACUGAUUUUUUGAGGUCUAAUAACAUUGACAGCAUAGAAGGGUUGAGCAGCUUAGGACUUGGUAAUCUUCAAGGACUCAGUAAUGCUAAUAAAGAUUUGUUGGCGUUACAUAACGGCGCUUGGGCAAAUGAUGGUGAUAAGAAUUCGCGUCCUAACUCUUCUAAUCCAGAUACUGGCGGAGGAAAAAUAGUACGAGCCUUCGCAGAAGUUAUGAAAAAUAUGUCAAGAAUGAAAGCUUGCGUACGUCCAGCCAUGUGCAAACCUUAUGGCAAGCAAUCAGAAGCUCUACAAAAAACGCUUGUCGACACAAUUCAGCUGGUGCAGUCGCUAAGGAGUUUUCUUCCACCGCCUCAUUUUCCGGUCUCCAGCUGGAAAAAUGAAGACAAACAUAGAUUAGAUCAUACUUCUGCAUAUUUAUCAUCUUCAUUGUAAGUUUAUUAUUUAAUGAUUAUUAUUUUUGGGGCGCUCUCUAAACAUGAAUUAGUGAAAAUAGGUGAAUAUUCACUAAUUCCAAGUGCAAACCGAACCACUAAUUUUAAAAAGUGGUUCGGUUGGCACUUAGAAUUAGCGAAUAUUCACUUAUUUCACUUACUCAUGUUUAGAGAGCGAGUUUAUAUUAUUGAGAGCUACAUAAUUUUUUAUUAAAUAAUUUAAGUUUUAUCGUUUAUUAGACUGUGCCGUCUAAUAAAUAAGAAGAUAAAUUAUACAAUGACACUUUUAUUUAAUUUUAAGGACAUUCUCAGACAGUGCCCCCACUUGUUAAAAAUUUUCAAUGACUUUUGUCAUGAUUGUAUUAAAAUUUUAUUAACUAAUUAAAAAAAAAACUGAAACUUUAAUUGCAAAAGGGAGAACGUAAUCGUAAUUUCACCGAGAUAGAAUUUAAAAAGAAUUACUUGCAGUUGUUAUCAAUCAGGAGUUGAAUGAAAUUUGUUUAAUAAAUUUUAGCCUACAAAUUCGAAAAUUUGAAUUAUAAAAUUAACAUGGAGAUUUAUUUAAUAAAUUUUGUUCAGCUCCCGAAUGUCAACUGCAAGUAAUUUGUUUAAAAAUCCAUAUCUUAGCGAAAUGACGACUACGUUAUCCUUUUUUCAAUUAAAGUUUAAUUUUUUUUUUAAUUAAUCAAGGCCAUUCUCAUAGGAACUCCCGCAACAUUAAUUGAAAAAAGGAGAACGUAGAAGUAAUUUCGCUAGGUAUAGAUUCAAAAAAAAUUAUCUACACUUGAUAUCAAUUAGGAGUUGAACAAAAUUUGGAAAAUAAAUUUCAGUAAAAUUGUCAUGUCAAUUUUAUAAUUCAAGUUUUUAAAUUUUGGCGGCUAAAAUUUAUUCAACAAAUUUCGUUUAACUCCUAACUGAUAUCAAUUGUGAGUAAUUUUUUUUUAAUUCUACAUUUCAACGAAAUUACGACUGCGUUGUCUUUUUUUCAGUUAAGGUUUUAAUUUUUUUUUAAUUAGUUAAUAAAAUUUGAAUACGGUUAUGACAGUUGAAAGCCAUUGCAUAUAUUCAAAAAGUAAGGGGCACUGUUUGAGAAUGCCCUAAAUUGUCAUGACCGUAUUAAAAUUUUAUUAAUUAAUUAAAAAAAAAUUAAAACUUUAAUUUACAAAAGGAGAACGUAGUCGUGAUUUCACCGAGAUAUAGAAUUUAAAAAAAAUUACUUGCAGUUGUUAUCAAUCAGGAGUGCAAUGAAAUUUGUUUAAUAAAUUUUAGCCUACAAAAUUCGAAAAUUUGAAUUAUAAAAUUGACAUGAUUUCACUUAAUCUUAUUUUAUAAAUUUGAAUCAGUUCCCAGAUAUCAACUGCAAUUAAUUUUUUUUUUAAAUCCAUAUCUUAGUGAAAUGACGAAUACUUUCUGUCUUUUUCAAUUAACGUUUUAACUUCUUUUUAAUUAAUAAAUAAAAUUUGACUACGGUUAUGACAACUGAAAGCCAUUGAAAUUUUUAAAAAGUCGGAGCACUGUCUGGCAUGGCCUUGAUUUAAAUUAUUUAGAUUUAAAUUGCGUAGUAAAGUAACGUACAGCGACAAUUAUUUAUAAGUAAAUAAUUAAAUAUAUGUAAUAGAAAAGCUGCGGGAGCACUUGAAGAAUUCCCUGAUUAAACAACUGAAUUCGAUCGAAUUAAACAGAAUUAAAUUUUUAAUUCUAUUCAAUUCAGAUAAAUUCUGUUAAUUCGGUACCUAAUUUAAAAACAAAUUCUGUCUAAUUCGGCAGAAAAAUCAGAAUUUGUCCGAAUUAAAACGAAUUUAAAUAAUUCUGUUCGGUUUAAUUCUGAUCAAUUCGAAAACAAUUCUCCAAUUUCUGGUUCUGAAUCCGAAUUAAACUGAAUUAAAACGAAUUUGAAAUUUUUAAAUCGGUUUUAUUCUAUUUAAUUCAAAUUCAAAUUUUCAAUUCAGUUGAAUUCUGUUUUGCAGAAUUCGACAGAAUAUAACAGAAUUAAAAUUUUUAAUUCGAUCGAAUUCUAUUGUUUAAUCAGGGUUAUGCGAAGCUCUUAAAUUGAUAAAAUUAUUAUUGUUUCUAUGAUUAUUAAAAAUAAAUGAAUAAAAAAUUAAGUAAAAUCAUCACUAGUUUAGUACUCGUUUGUACUGAAUGUGUUCUAGUCACACGAAGAGUCAUCGAAUCAACUUAAAAUAUUAUUAUAAAAAAGCUCGGUAAUUUUUUAAUUAACGAAAAUAAAAUGAAAAAUAUAAUGAAUAAUAAAAAUACGAAUAAAUUAAAAAUAAAAUGAUUUGUUUGCUCAAAAAAGCGUCGGCGUUUAGGCUUUUUGAUGUGACGGUGGCGAAAAUAAGUCAUGCGUGGACUGUGAUAAAGUCGGUAGUCAAAAAAAAUUUUAUUAUCUAGGUCUGUCUCGAAUUUUAAUUAAUAAAAGAU
Messenger RNA from Microplitis mediator, 3927 nucleotides. RefSeq lists its product as uncharacterized. The transcript has 5 exons. Lineage: Eukaryota; Metazoa; Arthropoda; Insecta; Hymenoptera; Braconidae. Bases 146 to 1504 code for a protein of 452 amino acids. The record is from RefSeq and is a predicted model, not a curated record.